AUGGCGAGAAAUGGCCAGAAAGCUUUCAGAGGCAGAGGACUGCCACCGAAGGCCCUGCUGGGAGAGGGCUCCGGUGCCUGUGCAUUGGCAUGCUCCCCACCUGGCACCCGUGCCUGUGGAAAAGGGCAGCUUGCGCUUUCUCAGCUCCCUCGCUCUCUGCGGUGCCGAUCGGGCACAAUGCGAUUCAAAAUUUAUUUAGUUUUCUUUCAGCGGGAGGGCUCGCGUUACUCGCUCUGCUUCCCGUCGUUCGACAACAUUUUAGCUGAAAAACCUCCACCUUGCCGUGCAACGGAGGUGCUCGCCGGCCAUGUUCCAGUACGGGCAGGGAUGUACUGUGCUUCGGGCUGCCGCUGCGGCCGCGCUUCGGAUGAGCUGCCUGCACCUGUGUGGCCUAAUCCCAAACCCACUGACGGUGAUGGCGAGACUUUAGUGAACUUUACUGCGCUUGGUGUUAAGCCCGCACGUGGCCAUGGAGGCUAUGAUUCUGAUUUUAGUGAUGAGGAGAAUGGAGAGAAGUCUGUGCAAAAGACUAAAAGUAUAAAGGAAGAUGGCCUUCUGAUAAAGCCAUUCCAAAAAGCAAAACAAGGCAGUGUGGUUCACAGACAAUUCGCAGCUGAAGAAUGGGAUAGGGAAGAAGCAAGAAAAAGACGAUUUCACUUGAUAGCGAUGGAUGCCUAUGAAAGACAUAAGAAGUUUGUGAAUGACUACAUCUUAUACUAUGGUGGCAAAAUAGAGGAUUUCCGUCGCUCUGGAGCAAAUGACAAGACGGAUCUUGAUGUUAUUAGAGAAAACCAUAGAUUCCUGUGGAACGAAGAUGAUGAAGCAGACAUGAAUUGGGAGAAGAGGCUUGCAAAGAAGUAUUAUGAUAAAUUGUUCAAAGAAUACUGUAUAGCAGAUCUCAGUAGAUACAAAGAGAAUAAGUUUGGAUUUAGAUGGCGACAUGAGAAAGAAGUAAUUUCAGGAAAAGGUCAGUUUUCCUGUGGAAAUAAGCACUGUGAUGAGAAAGAAGGCCUGAAGAGCUGGGAGGUGAAUUUUGGUUACGUUGAACAUGGUGAAAAGAGGAAUGCACUUGUGAAAUUGAGACUAUGUCCAGAAUGUUCCUACAAACUAAACUUUCAUCACCGGAGGAAAGAAGUCAAAGCACACAAGAAAAGAGGCACAGCUGUACCGAACUCCAAUGAGCCAAAAGUUAAGAAGACAAAAUUAUCUUGUUCAGAAAAAAAGUCAAAAAAAAAGACCCAUAAAGAUCAGGUUUCUUCAGAAGAUUCAGAUAAUUCUGAUAAAGAUAACAGCGAUGCACAAGAUGGUCCUUCAGAUGCUGACUUUUGGAAAGGUGCUCUACAAGAAGCAGAUGAAAAAUCACGGGAGGAGGAGUUUGAUGAGUAUUUUCAAGACUUGUUUCUCUGAAACUUGAAAUUGAUCUAGGCUGAUUUUCUUCAUGAAUUGUUAAGAUGGAAGUCUGGAAAUCGAGUCAUAAUAAGGGACCAGAGACCUCUUUCUGCCAGCAUACCUUUUCUACAGUCACUUGUAUGGACCAUCUCAGUAGAUUAUCUUUGUAGAAGGCUUCAGGUCUAAAAACUUUCUUUUUAUUGUGGUAGGCUCUAUACUCGUGAAAUAAGAGAAAUAAUUUUUUCAGUUCAGUGCAAAAGAGAGAUGGCACCCAAACUUAAAAGUAGGAAGGAUGUAAACAAACAAGAAUAUAGUUUAUUGACAUUACAUUAAGGAAGCUGGCUGCUUUUUAUUUCAUCCCAAACUUCAGUUAUUGUCAGAUUUUUGUAAAGGGGCAUUUUGGAAGAUUCUGUUAUUAGUUUAAAGCCAUACACUUUAAUAUAUUCAUAUUUCUAAUUUAUUAAACAAGAGUUAAUAGCCUUAAAUGUAUCGGUCAUGUAGACUUUUAAUAUUCAAGUAUGAGUGUCUGUAAGUAUUUUCAAAUGCUAUUGGAGAAGUUCCAUUUUUAUCAAAUACGUAUUUUGCUUGAAUUAAGUAAACCAUAUCUGAAAUGUCUCCCCUACUCCUUAGAAAAGUUUCGUUCAUUGUGACUUUGUUUUAAACUUUAGUUAUAAUAUGAUGUGACUGAUAAUUCCACUUACAAAAAUCUGGUUGGUUGGUGAAAUUUUUGAUGUAAAAAAUAAAGUGUAUGGCUUUCUACUGGAGAUGUACAUGCGACUUGUAUGUUAUCUAUGGUUUCUGAUCUCCUUAACAUUGAUUGAAUGUUAAUCCUUCUUUAAAGUGUAAUCCUAAAUUUACAAGUAAAGAAUGUAUACUGCUUGAGAAACUUACUGGAUUCAUCUUCAUCUUCAAAUUGCAACACAACUUUAAACAUUCUUUAUUUUAUGUUUCCAAAGAAACAGUCUGCACAUGAAUAGUUACAAUGGUUAUUUUCUUUGUCGGAUGAAAAUUACUUUAGAUAUAAAGGACAAACUUUUUUUAAAAUAAAUGUUCAUGUUAAUCUGAGGAAAGUUAAUGUUGUAUAAAAUAUAUUUUUGAUAAGUACUUCCCACUGUAGAUAUAUUUAUAGAAAGUAUUUAUAAUAAGUAUUUGAUGUGGAAAAUGUAACAGCAGAGGUGGUUGCAGUGUAUUUAUGAACAUUUUACAUGCACUCAUAUGAAUAAGUUGAGAACUCUUAUUUACAAGUAUUACUUAACAAUAAUUACAUUUUAAACAGUUUGUACUUACAUAAUAGAUGACAGUACAAGGACAUAUUUAGGGUGUCCUUGAGUAAGAAAUAAAUGUAGCCUUGCACGAAGGCUUCUUUAGGUAAGAAGGUAGGUUUAAAGGUUAAUUCUCUGUCAUCUUGCAAGCUUGGUUGAGAGUCAAAUCCAAUCUGCAGCAAUCUGCUUACAUGUAUGCAACUUGCCCGAAGGGGCUUUUGUCAAACAUGUUGCUAUAUUUGUUGCUUCCAGUAUUGUAUAUUAUGUGUUCUGGAUAACUAACUCCUCUUUGGGUCUUCAAAAUAGAGUUGUGAAAUAGUACAGUAUACAUAUUAAAUACAUAAUUUAAUACAGUUUGAAUAAAAUUACAUGAUUAAACAACCUUGAAAUAGCUUUCUUUAGUAUCUGCAUUUAAUACAGGAAAUAAUACAUGAUACCCAGUUUUAUGGCAUAACUAAGUUUGCGUAAAGUAUUUGGCCCAUUUAUA
Messenger RNA from Pygoscelis adeliae (Adelie penguin), 3138 nucleotides. RefSeq names its product fragile site, folic acid type, rare, fra(10)(q23.3) or fra(10)(q24.2) candidate 1 (gene FRA10AC1). The transcript has 16 exons. Gene Ontology annotation, molecular function: phosphatase activity. Gene Ontology annotation, biological process: dephosphorylation. The coding region runs from base 1 to 1407 and encodes 468 amino acids. The record is from RefSeq and is a predicted model, not a curated record. Lineage: Eukaryota; Metazoa; Chordata; Aves; Sphenisciformes; Spheniscidae.